This is a messenger RNA of Coniosporium apollinis CBS 100218, 225 nucleotides long. RefSeq lists its product as uncharacterized. NCBI's taxonomy places the organism in Eukaryota, Fungi, Ascomycota, Dothideomycetes. The record is from RefSeq and is a predicted model, not a curated record. Bases 1 to 225 code for a protein of 74 amino acids. The transcript has a single exon.
AUGCCCGACGGGCGCUCGAAGCGCAAGGACUCUGUGGACGAGCUUGACGAGCUCGAUGCGGCGUUGAACCCGGCGCGCAACUAUCCAAGAAAGCGAGUCGCUGUUGCAGUAUGUCUCUUGCAAGAAGCGCGACCGGACCGGGAGGCUGAAAAGCGGACAGUGCGAGGUUUGCCGGCUGAGGAAGACGCGAUGCGAUGCGAAGAGGCCAUGCGGAUUCUGUACUGA